AUGAACUUAUGUUUAAAUCAUACAAGUUUAGGUUAUUAUUCUAAACCAGAGAGUAAUAGAACGAAUUUAUCAGAUCCGUUUGGUAAAUUGGGCGAUUUUAUCACUUCACCUGAAAUCUCUCAAAUCUUUGGUGAAUUGAUAGGUGUUUGGUUUUUAAGUAGAUGGAUCGAUUUUGGAUCUCCUGAUUCGAUUAGGAUUAUCGAAUUAGGACCUGGUAGAGGAACAUUAAUAUCGGAUAUUUUAAGGACUUUUAAAUCUAUUAAAAGUUGUAAUCCUAAAAUUAAAGAAAUUCAUUUAGUUGAAAAUAGUCCAUUUUUGAGAAAAAUCCAAGAAGAAAAGCUUUCAAAAGAUUUAUCUAAUGGGAAUACUAAACUUUAUUGGUAUGAUCGAAUUGAAGAGAUUCAAGAGAGUAGUGAUCAUUGGAGUAUGAUUAUUGCUCAUGAGUUUUUUGAUGCUUUACCUAUUCACGUUUUUCAAAAAACAGACAAAGGUUUUCGAGAGAUUUUAGUAGAUAUAGACGAUAAAAACAAAACGACUGAACCGAUUGGUUUGAUAAAAUCUAUCAAACCGAUUAGAUUUGUUUUAGCUUCGAAACCUACUAUUGGAUCUCAAACAUUGAUUCAAGAAAAAGAUUAUGAAAAGUUUUCAGUUGGUUCUAAGAUUGAAAUCUCUCCACUUUCUUUAUCUGUUGCUUUUCAUCUUUCUAAACUUUUAAAACUUGGAAACGGAUCUGGUUUAAUUGUGGAUUAUGGGGAUGAUCAUCAUUUUGGUGAUUCAUUAAGAGGAUUUUAUAAACAUCGGGUUGUGGAUCCUUUACAUAAACCUGGCUUAACAGAUCUCACAGCAAAUGUGAAUUUCUCAAAAUUAAAAGAAAUCAUGAAUCCAUUCUGUAAGAGUUAUGGACCGAUUUCACAAAGAGAAUUUUUAUUGAAAAUGGGAAUCGAAGUUCGAAAACAAAAAUUAAAAAAUACAGAUCAAAGUGUUGAUAGAUUGAUUUCACCACGUGGAAUGGGAACUCAGUAUAAGUUUUUAGGGAUUGAAAGUUUUAGAAAACAUCAACAUGAUGAUGAAGGUGUCCAGGAAGAAGUUUAUCCUUUUUCUUAG
Melampsora larici-populina 98AG31 is the source of this 1104-nucleotide messenger RNA. RefSeq lists its product as uncharacterized. Gene Ontology annotation, biological process: mitochondrial respiratory chain complex I assembly. The transcript is spliced from 7 exons. Gene Ontology annotation, cellular component: mitochondrion. NCBI's taxonomy places the organism in Eukaryota, Fungi, Basidiomycota, Pucciniomycetes, Pucciniales, Melampsoraceae. The coding region runs from base 1 to 1104 and encodes 367 amino acids. The record is from RefSeq and is a predicted model, not a curated record. Gene Ontology annotation, molecular function: protein-arginine omega-N symmetric methyltransferase activity.